Fonsecaea erecta is the source of this 531-nucleotide messenger RNA. RefSeq lists its product as hypothetical. The record is from RefSeq and is a predicted model, not a curated record. Bases 1 to 531 code for a protein of 176 amino acids. Lineage: Eukaryota; Fungi; Ascomycota; Eurotiomycetes; Chaetothyriales; Herpotrichiellaceae. Gene Ontology annotation, biological process: vacuolar proton-transporting V-type ATPase complex assembly. Gene Ontology annotation, cellular component: endoplasmic reticulum membrane. The transcript has a single exon.
AUGGCCUCGUUCCUUGAAGAGCUUUGGAAUUCCAUCUUUACGCCUGGCCCGACGCCCACACUCCUCGUUGCGACGAAUGCCGCAUUUGCCGCCCUCCAGCUCCUCCUUUUGAUCCUCCUCAUCGCAACGUACUCUCUCCACUUUUUGGUAUUAUCCGUUCUGUGCGGCGGUCUUUGGUACUCCAUCAACUGGUUUGCUACUGAAAUCGCAAAAGAACAGCAAGCGCAAAAGGCAAAAGAGAAGAAAGAAAAGAGCCCGGAGCCCGAUAACGCGAGUGACACUGAAACUGAAGCGCCGACACCGCAGGCGUCGGGAGCUGAUCCUGGAAAACCAACGACGGCACCAUCGGCGCGCAGUCAGAGUCCAAGACACGAGCGGCCGAAAGACAUUGCAACCACGCUCCUUGAGCCGAAGAUGGCCGAGAGUACAGAGGCAUUAAGGCGUCGGCGCAGCCUGGGCGAGAGCUCAGGUUAUGUCAGCACUGAUAGUGAGUGGGAGAAGGUCUCCGAGGGAGAAGACAAGAGCAAGUGA